This is a messenger RNA of Zalophus californianus (California sea lion), 4726 nucleotides long. RefSeq names its product twisted gastrulation BMP signaling modulator 1 (gene TWSG1). Gene Ontology annotation, biological process: regulation of BMP signaling pathway. The coding region runs from base 1176 to 1847 and encodes 223 amino acids. The record is from RefSeq and is a predicted model, not a curated record. The transcript is spliced from 5 exons. Lineage: Eukaryota; Metazoa; Chordata; Mammalia; Carnivora; Otariidae.
GGCUUUACUGAUUGAGCCACCCAGAUGCCCCAUUAAAUUUCUCAGUUUUAAUGUAAGAAGUUUUGAUAGACAUAGCACACAUAAAAGUACCUCUCUGGUGUCCUCAGUACUUUUCAAGAGUGUAAAGGGGUCCUGAGACCAAAAAUGUGAGAACCUCUGAUCCACAAUAUCAUGUUUUAAUAGCUGAUUUAGUUCAUUGCACUGGAGUAUCGUAAUUCAUUUAAUUAGUAAGUAAUGCCAAAGAAUAAGAUCCUUAAAGUUAAAUUUGUGUACACUCUUAAUUACUUCUUUAAAAUAAUUUUCAGGGAUGAUUUUUAACAUGCAUACUUAUUUACUUACUGUACAAAAAUGGACUAACAUCAUUAAUGUAAUCCACCCCCUCAGCCAAUCAACACUUUCCAUUCUUUCUGUUUUGACUACUAGUUUAAGACUUUAUCACUAGGUCACCAUUUCCAAGGGGAAAGUACCUUGUGGCUCAUCUAGCCCAGUGGGCUCCAACUUAAUCACUUUGAAAUCUUUUUAAAAAGCAAAUUCCCAGGGUUGUGGGAAAGAACUGAGCAUAAAUCUCAAAUGCCUUUAUCUACAUGUUUACUGUCGGUGGAAUCAAUUCAUUCUUCUAAAGUACAGGCUGAAAUGAGUGCUGCGUCAUACAUGCUCCUGGAGCCCUCUCCUACUGAGGAUUGGGGCGGUGCGCUGUAGCCGUCUGUGUAGCCGUCUGUCCAUCCUCUCCGAAGACCAGUGGCCUCCUUCUUGAACAGCACCCACGGCGCCUCCGCUCUUCUAUUUCCCGUGCUAAGCCCAGGGCCAGGCACUCACUGAGGGCGCAGCAAAUUUUCGUGAACUGCUGAACGAAGGCUCUACCCUAGCAGAUCCUUAUUCAGUAGGUCUCAGACAGAGCCCAGAAACGUGCAGUUUUAAUAAAUCCUGCCUCCGACGUGAGAUAACAAGAGUUCAAGGGUAACGGGCUGGGCUGCUCCACCACUAGGUGCCUCCGUCUUGAAUCCCCAUAACGGGACAGAUACAGCUGCCUCACAGGGUUGCCGCGGGGAGUCACUGAGCUAAUGCACGUCGCAUUCUCGGCUCCGUGAAGAACACACGCCAAGCGCUGAGAAUGGGCCUCACAGAAAGUAAGCCGCAGCCCCAGCUUCCUGGGAGUUGAUUCUCUUUGAAGAAACAUGAAGACACACUGUGUUGUUAUGCUUACUCUAGCCAUCCUGGUGUUCCUGACAUGGGUCCCUGUGUCACUGAGUUGUAACAAAGCACUCUGUGCUAGUGAUGUGAGCAAAUGCCUCAUUCAGGAGCUCUGCCAGUGCCGACCUGGAGAAGGAAAUUGUUCCUGCUGCAAGGAGUGUAUGUUGUGUCUUGGGACCCUUUGGGAUGAGUGCUGUGAUUGCGUUGGUAUGUGUAAUCCUCGAAACUAUAGUGACACGCCUCCAACCUCAAAGAGCACCGUGGAAGAGCUUCAUGAGCCAAUCCCUUCUCUCUUCCGGGCACUCACAGAAGGAGACACUCAGUUGAACUGGAACAUCGUUUCCUUCCCUGUUGCAGAAGAACUCUCACAUCAUGAGAAUCUGGUUUCAUUUUUAGAAACUGUGAACCAGCCACACCAUCAAAAUGUGUCUGUUCCUAGCAAUAAUGUUCACGCACCUUAUUCCAGUGACAAAGAACACAUGUGUACUGUGGUUUAUUUUGAUGACUGCAUGUCCAUACAUCAGUGUAAAAUAUCCUGUGAGUCCAUGGGAGCAUCCAAAUAUCGCUGGUUCCAUAACGCCUGCUGUGAGUGCAUUGGUCCAGAGUGCAUCGACUAUGGUAGUAAAACUGUCAAAUGUAUGAACUGCAUGUUUUAAAGGAGAAGAAUGCAAACCAAAGCAAUUUAGUCAAGAAGAAAGAUAUAAAAAGCUAUUUGGUGAGGUCUACUGGUUGCACCAGAAUGCCAGCAGGUUAAGAAGAUAUAAAGAAUUUGGACUGAGUUGAAGUAUGACAAAUGCAGUAAUGUGUUAAAUUAUAACUGCUCUGGUUGAUUUUAUAGCCCACUGGCAAUAAGCCCCUUCCCCAUAUACAUUUACAACUUUGGUCGUAUGAGAAGCAAAUACACAGAGAAUUCCUUGAAAGAUCUGAGGUCUCUGACAUAAAGCCUGAUGUCAUUUUUUUCUAGCAUUCCAAAAUCCUUUGGUUUUGAAAGUGUUAGAGCAUGUUAAUGUAAGUUAUGAUUUCUUCAUUUACUACUACUGGGACACUGAGUUUUUCCAGUUGUACGCUAGACUUCAUUCACUGUGCCUUGACUCAUUUAUCUCCUUUAUCUAGAUAUUCAAAUAUAUCACCCUGAGAACUCACAUAAAAAUCACCAUUAAAAGCUUAAUUUCAAACCUUGUAAUGUUGGUUUUAGAAAGUAAAUGCUUAAUACGUUUUACAGUUUAAAACUUUUAUACAGUAGAAUCCAUCCUAUAAUACACAUGUUGACAGAACUUUGGGGAAAGUUUCUCCUUCUCUUACAGCCCCUUGCCCAAAGGACUGAUGUAGGUAGUGAUAAAAGAAUUUUGAACAAGAAUUUCAAGGCACACCUAUAUCACUGCCUUAAAUAUUCUGCUAAGUAAGUAAUGAGAAAGUUAAAGCAUUUCUCUGACUUAAGGUACCAGCUUAAAGAGCACUAGGAAUGGGAAAUGCCUGCCAAAUCAGACGCUACUUAGAGCACUAGGGAAAUGGCUUGUCCCGUUGUACAGAGAUGGCAAGGCAUGCUGCUGGGUAGAGAGAACGAGCCCACUCAGCCUUAGCAUGGGCAGAGCCAUGUUCCCCAAUGAUGAGUGAUAGGGGAUAAAGAAGAAACUUAAUGGGUAUGAGCAGGGAGGGUUGAAAGUGCUAGCAAUUUUUAUGGGAAACAAACCUAAAACUAUUUACAUUAAUUAUUUUAUUAUAUUGUAAUCUUUCCUUUAGGUUUCUGUCUGGAUUGAAUGUUCUUAUUAAACAAAUAUAAUCCUACAGUGGGAGGUUAAGAUUAUGAAAUGAAAAAGAGAUCUGUUCAAGAUGAUGUUAACUGUAGACUGUUCUGUUUUACAUGUUUCAAUAAUGAUAAACUUAAAUACUAUGUACCCUUCAUCAUAAUAAAAUCCCAGUCUUCAAGCAUGAAUCUAAAACAUAAAUAUUUAUAUUACAGAGACUCUUAAUUUUACAAAAUUAUUAAUUUCUUCAGUACAUUAUGAAUUACGAGUAACUUGUAGAAAUAUCUUUUUAUAUGUCUAAAUAUUUUAGUACAUAAAAAUAGCUAAUGCUCUUAGAAACUUUGUAUUCAUUAUAUGAAUAGUAGUUACAAGAUCAUAUGUAAUAUCAUGAUUAACUGUCAUAAAAUCUAAAGCCUUAAUACCUUUUCUGUUCUUUCAGACAACUCUAAUGAAUACUCAAGGUACUUUAGCCUUUUCAAAAACUUUUGGCUUUUCAAAAAAAAAGGCUAAAAUUUAGCUCUUGUAUGUAUUUUUAAAAUAGGAAAACAUUGGGAUAUCUUUUUCUUCCUUUUACCUAGAAUGCCUCUGUUUAAAAGUGCCUUGAAAACAUUUUAGCUCCCCUUCCUCAUUAAUGCCUAUAAAGCUAAAGGUUUUCUUAAAACCUUUUAAACUUAAAAAAGAGAAAGUUUUAAAAGAAUCUGCAUCCAGCUUCUUCAUUUCCACUUUGCUAUUCUUCAAAGUAAUUUCAUACCUAUGAAUAAAGAAAUCGUUUUUUGUUUAUUGACAGCCUGCUUAAUGUUGCCUUAAAUAUGUCAACAAAUGUUUUUUAACUGCAUUUAUCACCUUGAUUAGGCUCUUGUUAUUAAAUUUUCAAAUGUAAUAUCUCUUUUGCCCCUAUACUGGGAGGGUAAUUUCUUGAACCAUGUUGUUUUUGAUCUGGUUUUCCUUUUAUCUUUUUCUCCCAAUAGAAAUUACCCCAAAUGUAAUGGUAAAUUUUAUAUUCAAUUUUACUUAGUUUUUGUGGUUUAUGAUGGGGUUGAAAGACAGAGUUCACCUAAAAGAUUCCAUUUCCAGUUUAUAAUGUAUUUCAGAUUUUGAAUAACAAUGUUUUCCAAAUUAAAAAUAUAACAUUUGAGAAAUCAGUAGCCCCACUAAAAUUUAGACCUUUUAUUACUAUUCUAAGUACAAUUCACUUCUAUAUUGAAGCUCUGGUAAAAAUUCUUUCUUUUUUUAAAUGAAAAAUUAGGUUGUUAACUUUUUUAUAACUAGAUAAAAAGAACUGAAAUAGUAGGUAUUAUAUAAGCCAUAUAUAAAAAGUUCUUUCCUCCUAAUUAGUUUUUUGUCCCUCCCCACCCCAAUUAGCAUCAAAUUAUUGCAGAAAUUGUACUCAAAAUAGUGGCACCAAAUCAAAUGAUAAUUCAAAUAAAGCAAGUCUUUGUUUACAUAGAAUGCUAUAAAGAGAGGCUUUCAUUUAAAAAAAACUAUUUCUAAAGAUUCAGAAAACAAAAUUGGUAAGAUAUUAGAAUAUUGGAACAAUUACUUAUAAAGCAGAGUACCAUCAAAAUAGAGAAAAGAAACUCAGACUUCUGAAAAAUGAGGUAAAUAUAAAUAAGCCACAUAUUUAAAGUUUGUUUUUGCAAAAGCUUCUUUGAAGAUUUUAAAAAUCUAUUUUACAUUCCCCAGAGUCUAUGUUAAUUGUAUUUCACAUGAUCUACAACAUACAGAAUUACGUAUUUUUUCUUUGGUUGUCCCUAUAAGCAAAAGAGUAUUUUAAUAAAAAAUUGAAAUGA